This is a messenger RNA of Cydia strobilella, 571 nucleotides long. RefSeq lists its product as uncharacterized. NCBI's taxonomy places the organism in Eukaryota, Metazoa, Arthropoda, Insecta, Lepidoptera, Tortricidae. The transcript has 3 exons. The coding region runs from base 60 to 560 and encodes 166 amino acids. The record is from RefSeq and is a predicted model, not a curated record.
CAAUUUUUCCUAAGCUAUGGAUUGCACGAGUUUAAAGUUUUGUUUGUUAUAGCAAAGAAAUGAACAUAAUUCUUGUUUUUUGUGUAAUUAAAUUUGCAUGGACUUUAGGCAAUAGCUAUAAUUAUGAGAAAAAGAGUUUCGGCUUAGGUAGACGCAUUUUCCCUCGAAUAAACCCAACCCAACUGAAGUAUCUUCCAAUGUUCGACACCGCGCAGCGCCCAAGCCCCCUCCCCUCUCCAAAGAGGAGCCUAUUCUCCGGCUCCAACUACCAAAAUCUAACGCAAGGGUUCCACAUAAAGGGCAAUAAGCGGGUGUAUAAUAAGCUGUUCGAUUAUCCAGCGAGGGAGCAAGGGCAGCAAGCGUUUUUUAGAGGGGAUCAUGAUUGCAUUCUGAGCAGACUGGCGGUGGAUACUGGCGGGUGUCUCCCAACUCUACUGCGCGGGGGGGUGGGGUACCGGUAUUUCCUCGUACUCGUGCGCGCACCGACCGGACACCGGAUGAAAGGGCGCGUGCGUGCGUGGUGCCGGAACACUAGCGACGAGUACGCGGCGGCUUGGUAGCUUACAUGUGA